CAACAACAACCACAGAAGCAGCAACGACAACCACAGCUGCAGCAACGACAACUACAGCUGCAGCAACAACAACCACAGCUGCUCCGACAACCACAGCUGCUCCAACAACAACCACAGCUGCCCCAACAACAACCACAGAAGCAGCAACAACCACAGCUGCUCCAUCAACAACCACAGAAGCAGCAACGACAACCACAGCUGCAGCAACGACAACCACGGCUGUUCCAACAACAACCACAGCUGCUCCAACAACAACUACAGCUGCUCCAACAACAACCACAGCUGCUCCAACGACAACCACAACUGCAGAAUCAACAACCACAGCUGCCCCAACAACAACCACAGCUGCAGCAACGACAACCACAGCUGCUCCAACAACAACCGCAGAAGCAGCAACGACAACCACAGCUGCUCCAACGACAACCACAGAAGCAGCAACGACAACCACAGCUGCAGCAACGACAACCACAGCUGCCCCAACAACAACCACAGCUGCAGCAACGACAACCACAGCUGCUCCAACAACAACCACAGCUGCAGCAACGACAACCGCAGCUGCCCCAACAACAACCACAGCUACAGCAACGACAACCACAGCUGCCCCAACAACAACCACAGUUGCUCCAACAACAACCACAGCUGCCCCAUCAACAACCACAGAAGCAGCAACGACAACCACAGCGGCUCAACCGACAACCACAGCUGCAGCAACGACAACCACAGCUGCCCCAACAACAACCACAGAAGCAGCAACUGCAGCAACGACAACCACAGCUGCCCCAACAACAACCACAGCUGCCCCAACUGCCCCAACAACAACCACAGAAGCAGCAACGCAAACCACAGCUACAGCAACGACAACCACAGCUGCCCCAACAACAACCACAGAAGCAGCAACAACCACAGCUGCCCCAUCAACAACCACAGAAGCAGCAACGACAACCACAGCUGCAGCAACGACAACCACGGCUGUUCCAACAACAACCACAGCUGCUCCAACAACAACUACAGCUGCUCCAACAACAACCACAGCUGCCCCAACAACAACCACAGCUGGUCCAACGACAACCACAACUGCAGCAUCAACAACCACAGCUGCAGCAACGACAACCACAGCUGCUCCAACAACAACCGCAGAAGCAGCAACGACAACCACAGCUGCUUGAACCUGUCUUCCAAAGGACAUUCUCUUCCUCCUUCAGGUCCUUGACAGUGGUGGCAUUCAGCAGUGGAUCAGUCAUCAACACCAUGGACCUUAGCUUUGUAAGCACGUUUGCUCCUAAUAACACUCAGAUUGGAAGUGCUUUGAUCAACGCAGCUUCAAGCGUCAAUGGCUUCGACAUUGAAGGCAGCUCCAUCAACCUUCGGGUGGAGUAA
Molecule: messenger RNA, 1377 nt
Organism: Sander lucioperca (pikeperch)
Lineage: Eukaryota; Metazoa; Chordata; Actinopteri; Perciformes; Percidae
Product: bromodomain-containing protein DDB_G0280777-like
Exons: 6
Source: RefSeq, a predicted model, not a curated record